CACUUCCAUUUAUCAUAGUUGAUAACGAUUCUCAAUGCAGUCUUUGUAUGGAAAUGUUGACUACCUGUAGAGAGUAUAUUAUUGGUUUGAUGAUUCGAACCAAACAAUCGGAAGCCAAAUCCAAAGGAGAUACUUUGAGACAAUUAGAAUUGGCAGCUUUGAUGACGCAUUGCAAUAUGCUGAUUACUCAUCAACAAUUGGCAUUACAAGCAGCUAUGAAAUUGGCAUAUGCCACUAAGAACUAUCUUUAUGCUUUGACUUUUGCGAAAAGGUUAUUAGAAUUGGCACCCAAUGAAGAAAUGGAAAGGACUGCCAAGAAAGUGAUGCAGUUUUGUGAACGCAAUCCAAACAAUCAGAACCAAUUGGACUAUGAUAUAGAACAAAGCAACUUUGCAAUCGACGCAGGUAGAUUGAAGCCUUGUAUGCAACCUCCAACUAAGAGUUGUUAGCUCAAGUAAUGGAGCAACAGGAUGAAAAUCG
Galdieria sulphuraria is the source of this 480-nucleotide messenger RNA. Its product is annotated as coatomer (COPI) alpha subunit. Lineage: Eukaryota; Rhodophyta; Bangiophyceae; Galdieriales; Galdieriaceae. Gene Ontology annotation, biological process: vesicle-mediated transport; intracellular protein transport. Gene Ontology annotation, cellular component: COPI vesicle coat. The record is from RefSeq and is a predicted model, not a curated record. The transcript is spliced from 2 exons. Bases 48 to 449 code for a protein of 133 amino acids. Gene Ontology annotation, molecular function: structural molecule activity; protein binding.